CUACACAUAGAGGAUUCACACUGGUGUCUUAGAAAGAGACGUACGAGAGGGAAAAGAGACGUCUGCAACGACAUUCAAGUUGAAAGAUUGUGGGGAAAAAGAGCUGCAAGGAUGAUACCUGCAUCAGCAAACUGUGCCUUACCCGUGGCAGCUGUCGUGACUCUGCUGGCCUGUGUGUUGCUACAGGGGGCUCAGGCAGGAGUGGUGGGGGACUUUAACCAUGUGGAACGCUGUAAGGACUCUCUGUACAUGGGGACUCCACCUCGAGGCUACCUUGGCAACUCCUUUAAGAAGAUCUGCCAGAGGUACGAGGACAAACCGCGCUACGUCACUCUCUACGACCCCCACAAACACAUCCCCAUCUAUUCUGCCUACACAUUCAAGAAGUCAGACGGCGAGAAGAAGGUGGACUUCCCUUGGAUGUUUGAGCCCCAAUUAGCCUCAGAAAAAGCCAGCAGUAACAUGGAGCCAUUCCCACAAUCUUCAAGCAUGCACAUGAACUUUGAGGACACCCAAGCAGUCCUAGAGGACUAUGCCGACGUGGUUCAGUACGAACGAGGACAACUAAAUCCUGACGAGCAUCAGGCCGACCCUCUGGACAAAGCCUCCACCUACAGCUUGACGAAUGUGGUACCUCAGACCAGGGAGUUCAACUUGGGUCCCUGGGCAGAACACCAGGACCUUAUCCGCAAACGCCUCAACAACUAUUGCCGCGGCAAAGCCUUUGUGGUCACUGGGGUCACCACCUCCGGGCACACCAUCCGUCGCAACAACCUGGAGCGCGUGGCUGUACCCGAAUACAUGUGGUCGGCCUACUGCUGUACAGAGUUUGACCAAAAUGCACCAUACUUUGUGCGCUACAAGUUCCCUGUGUUUGCAGCUUAUGGGCUGAACGAUCGUGUCAACAACCACAUGGUGGAGGUUCCUCUCAAGAACCUAGAGAAGUUCCUAAAGGGGAGGAUGGAUGUGGACAAGAACUUCCAGAUUUUCUAUAAUGACUGUGUGCCAGAUAAUUAAAAUAAAAUGGGUGUGAGCUCUCAUACAACUAAAAAUGAGAGUGAAUAAGAAAUUUAGUACUAGACUAUAGAAAUUUUUAGAAAGAAGAGAAUUAUUAU
Toxotes jaculatrix (banded archerfish) is the source of this 1115-nucleotide messenger RNA. Its product is annotated as endonuclease domain-containing 1 protein. NCBI's taxonomy places the organism in Eukaryota, Metazoa, Chordata, Actinopteri, Toxotidae. Bases 112 to 1017 code for a protein of 301 amino acids. The transcript is spliced from 2 exons. Gene Ontology annotation, molecular function: hydrolase activity; metal ion binding; nucleic acid binding. The record is from RefSeq and is a predicted model, not a curated record.